AUGCGGAAGCUUCGGGACAAAGAUGAAGUACAGGUGGUGUACCGUUGGCGCCACAAUCAUGACGAUUCGGCGAAGGCCAGAUCGAAAAUGCCCCUGAGUGGAAUCGAGCUUGAGUGGGUCAAAAAAAUGGCUGCAGACGGCCUCGACUGGAAGUCGAUAAAGGCUCGGCUUCGUUUAGACAACUGGUCACUUCGUCAGCUUGAGGACCAAGAAUCUCUUCAAACGUUGCCUCCCUGCCUUUACAUGCUGUACGACGACGUUCGAACAGUCGUGUACCGCAAUCGGACGCAGUUAUCUCGAAAGGCGGUCAGCCCCUCGUACAGUGUGAAGCUUUGGCUUGAGCAGAUCAAAGACGAAGGUGGUAAAAGCAUGUUCAAGGAUGAGGCCGCGCAGAACAAAAAUCACUACCUUUUUGCUUGGUGUACAAGGUUUCAGCUAAAGAUCUUGAAGGACAACACCACCAUUGUGUCCCGAGUUAUUGAGACUGACUAUCCUCUGACCACUUUGAACUUGUGCGGCAACUCGAUCGGAUCCAAUGGAACUCAGGCGCUAUCUGAGGCACUCAAGACCAACUCGACUCUGACCACUCUGGACUUGUGGAACAACUCGAUCGGAGAUAACGGAGCUCAUGCGCUGUCUGAAGCACUCAAAACCAACUCGACUCUGACCACUUUGACCUUGCAGGACAAUUCGAUCGGACCCAACGGAGCUCAGGCGCUGUCUGAGGCACGCAACACCAACUCAACUGUGACUAUUUUCGGAUGA
Molecule: messenger RNA, 765 nt
Organism: Linnemannia hyalina
Lineage: Eukaryota; Fungi; Mortierellomycota; Mortierellomycetes; Mortierellales; Mortierellaceae
Source: the annotation of a GenBank genome assembly